AUGACAGCCCCCAAGGCCCCGGCCAGCUGCCACCAGCUGCGAGAGUUUGACAGCGUCAAGGACUCCAUUGCCGACCUCAUCAACCAGCUGCAGGACAUCGACCCGAGCCGCCUCUCCUUCUCACCCUUCCUGGACCUGGACACCCAGAUCUCCCUGGCGCCCGUCUCCGACAGCCCCGAGUCCUCCGUCGAGGAGCUGCACUCCACCUCCGAGGAGGAGGCCUCCCUCAGCCUGGCUACAAGCGACUCUCCAGGGCCAGAGGCUGAGCCGGUGGAGGGGAUGCAGAGCCAGGGGGCUGGGCCUCUCCUGGGGGAGGACCCCCAGCCUUCCACGGUGCAGGGGGACCCCGGGCUUCCCGUGGCAAUGGACCCCAAAGACCCCAUCCUUCCACUGGGCUGCGACCCACGGGAGACUGGCAGGGCGGGGCCUGGAAGCAGCGUGGUGGUGGCGGUGCCCAAGGAGACCUGCUUCCUGGACAGGGUGGGGGCAGAAACCCCCAUGGUGCAGCACAUGGAGCACCUGCCCGCCGGCAGGGAGCCAAGCAGGGCACAGCCCUACAGUGAGGGGCCAGCAUGCCCCACGGCCAGUCGGCCUCUCCCCAGGGAGGAGCAGCCGUUCCUCGGCUCGGGUGUGGAGCCGGUUUCCUGUGGCCCCGAGGAGCCCGCCCCUCGCCCGCCGGGGAAAUGCUGUGGCUGCGGCACCAGCUCCCACCUGAAGGCCGUGUCCUCGGUCUUCGUCUCGCUGCUCCUGGCGCCCUGGGUCCUCUACGGACUCUAUUACCUCCUGCCCUUCGAGCCGCCGCUCUGCCCGGACCUGGCCAGCCGUGCGGCCUUCGCUCUGCGCUGCCUCCUCAUCGCCGUGGUGCCCAGCAUGCUUGGGGUCAUGUUCGGGGCUCUCGCCAAGCUCUGCUCGGUGGCCAUCGACCCACUGGACACACGCUCCCCGCCCGUCCUGCUCCACCGGCUGUACAUCACCAGCUCCGUGGAGCAGCUUGUCAUCUUCGGCCUCAACACGGUGGUGCUGGCCACGUUCCUGGCCCAGGAGCACCUGCGCCUCAUCCCCAUUCUGGCCGGGCUCUUCUCCGUCGGCAGAUGCUGUUACUGGAUCAGCCUCCACGUCGGCAGCGCUUACCGUGGCUUUGGCUUCGGACUCUCUUUCUUCCCGGCCCUGGUGAUGACCGUCUACAACCUGUUCUGUCUGUACGACCUGGGCUUCGCCUUCCUCUUCGCGCCCUCUCCAGCGGGUGGGGGCGGCGGCGGGGCCACGCCUGCCCCCACGCGGGAGCCGGCGAGCCAAGGCACUUGAAGGAGGAGACGGCAUAGGAUGGGGAGAGUCGUGAGCUCCAGCAGCCUCCAACUCUGAACAGCUGCUCCAACCCAGCUUGGAUCAAUACUGAGGCAGCGUAAAGCAUCCCUCCUCCAGUCCAUCCCCAGCUGUGCCCUCCCACCCCUGAGCUGGGCAGUGCUGAGGGAUGGACGAGCCCCAUAGCUGAAGGCAACUUCUUAGCAAGCACCGCAGUAAGGGCACAGCUGUCUCUGCAGCCUGGCCAAGGUUAAUCUGAGCCCAGAGGAGAGCGGCUUUAGCCUCUCCCUUUGAUGUGGCCUGGUCCUACCUCCCUCUGGCAUGCUGCAGCCAGGGCAGGGAGAUGAGCAACUGUAGUGUCCUAAUGACCGGCUAAGCCUGGCAGAUCGGGUCACGUGGGCAGACCUGGGCUAAAAGCCUGGCUUGGUUGCCCUUGAAAAUUAGCCUGAACGCCCAGGAGAAGGCUCUGAAAUCCUCAGCCCAGCCCUGUCAUUUGUCUUGCUGUUUCCUCCACGGGGCCAGGGCGCCUCACAGACACUGCCCGGCCCCUGUAGCAGUGCCCAGAGGAGCCGCCCCCCCACAUACAGGCAGGUUACAGAACACAGACUGCAGGCACAAGCCACGUACUCAGUUGUGUGAGUGGCUGGGGGGUUAAGCCCUUCUCUGUGCAUUUAUCAUCCCAAAUACUCUUGAUCAAAGUGACUUUCUGAGUUAAGAGGGGCAGCACUAGCUUGCUGGGAGAGAGGAUUUCAUCCCGUUCAGGGAGAAUCCGGAGCAGAGCAGUAGCCAGUGGGCUUGAUCCAGCAUUGCCCUGCUCCUCAGGGGGGUACGUAACCCACGGCAGGGUGCCCCCUGCUCCCAGAGCAGAAGGGUGACGAUUGGUAGAGAGGAAUGGGAAAGCAGGCUGGCUGGGGGAGGAUGUGGAUGCUGGCUGGUGAGCUGUGUGGGAUGCAGGGGGCAGGAGCAAGCCCGGGUGGCGGGUAAGCAGCGGGUGGAAGGGGAGCUGGUUGGUUGAAGUGUGACAGGAGACAGCUGAUAGUGCUGUUGGGGGGGGGACAUGCAAUGGUGUUGUGGCAAGAUGCAGUGCUGGGCCCAGGACCUUACAGAGACAAGGCAGGUGAGGAAAUAAUCUUUUUUUGUCCCUCACCCCUAGAAGUCAGGCCACUAAAAGACAACACUUCCCUCACCUUGGCUCUGUCUGAUUACCACUAAGAGUUCGAACUCCCCCACCACUGCCUGAGGCAGAAAAACACCUGCCAGGAUCUUGGCUUCCUCCCUGCCGUGGAUGAUUUGCCAGGACGGCGUAGUCCCUUUCCUAGGUAACCCCACUUCUGCUCUGCCCAGAAGGGACAGCACCUGAACUGUGAAUUCUGAGAAGGGAAACUUGGGGCAAAGCUGCCCCUCCCCCAAGGCCAAGCCCCUCAGUUCUGUUCCUGGAGCAGAAACCUGCCUCCCUCCUCUACUUGUACAACCCCUGUGCAGGCCUGGGCCCAGCGCCGCAGCGGCAGGAACUCCCUUAAAAUCUACGCGGAGGGUCCGGUCGGCCGCUUCCUGUGCAAAAAGGCCCUUACAUGUAGUGACGGUGGCCACUGCUCUGCUGGUUCCUUGCAGAAACUACCCGGGCAAAAACCUCUGAACAAAAUAAAAUAUUGUUUCUACCU
Molecule: messenger RNA, 2963 nt
Organism: Malaclemys terrapin pileata
Lineage: Eukaryota; Metazoa; Chordata; Testudines; Emydidae
Product: transmembrane protein 79-like
Exons: 3
Coding region: 1-1305 (434 amino acids)
Biological process (GO): regulated exocytosis
Cellular component (GO): lysosomal membrane; trans-Golgi network membrane
Source: RefSeq, a predicted model, not a curated record